AUGAAGUCAAUGGGAAGAACUGAUGCUGAUGUUGACUUCAAGACAUCAACAAUUGGUGGCCUAUUGAAACAAAUACGAAAGGCAAAUUUCCAUGAGGUGGAUGAAAACUCUCCUGGUUUGGUUGAGGUUUGGGUUUGCACAAUUGUUCCAAAAUAUUCCAAGUCAAUCCUAAGAUUCGUUCAGAAUCAUGUUGAUCACGAGGAGCAAGAACGACUUCAUCAUUUGAAGCGGUUUAAAAAGCACGGAGAGGGAUCUAAUACUCGAAUUGUUGCUAUCUUGUGCACGGCAAGGUACAUGGAGUAUGAACAUCUCCUUUCGCUUUUAGAAGACGAAUCAGGGGUGAUAAUUGAAGGUGAUAGUCUCAAAAUUUUGCUGGUUCCAAAGGAAAUACCCUUAACCAAGGAGAUUUCUCAGAAGUGGAGUGACCUGAUCUGGCCCAUUGCAUGGAAAGGUAACCCCAACCACCAAGCCCUCCUCACUGCUGGCUUGGAUUUAGUGCAAGAGAAACUUGUAGUCAAGGCUCUAUUUGACGAAUUGAAAUCUGAGCAUCCGUUUGUCACGAUUGUGGCUGAAAAGCAAUCUUCAAAUGGGCAAAUAAAGAUUCUCCAUACAGCCAUUGAUGAGAGGAACGACCAUCCAUUACGUCAUAGUAUCAUGAAUGCAAUUUCAAUGGUUGCCCUAGAAGAAAAGUCACGAAGAGGAAAUUUGACGAAUGAUAGAAAUGGCUACUUAUGCCAAAAUUUAUUGUUCUACACUUCAUUUGAACCUUGCGCCAUGUGCGCCAUGGCUCUAGUACACUCCAGAAUUGAAAGGCUUGUCUAUUUGAAUAAACACAAGCGUGGAGCCAUUGAAAGUUCUUAUUUCAUUGGAGACAGAAGAGACCUCAAUUGGACUUUUGACAUUUGGAGAUGGGUGGGAGAGAAUGAUCAUCUUCCUACUGAAGAUGUAUCACACUUAGAUCCUUAG
This is a messenger RNA of Sungouiella intermedia, 966 nucleotides long. The record is from the annotation of a GenBank genome assembly. Lineage: Eukaryota; Fungi; Ascomycota; Pichiomycetes; Serinales; Metschnikowiaceae.